AUGAGCAUCUACGAAGCGCUAGCCUCCGUCUUUACCCGAGAUCCCAUUGAGACUACUCAGAACGACCAGAAAAUCCCAAUUGACUACGACUCGAAACCAUGGAAAAACAAUCCUCAAUACUUCAAAAAGGUAUAUAUAUCGCCAUUGGCCACCAUAAAAAUGGCAGUCCAUGCCAACGCUGGAGGGUCUAUAGAAGUGAUGGGCAUGAUGACCGGGUCUAUUGUACGAAAUGGAAUUAUUGUCAACGAUGUUUAUCCGCUUCCUGUGGAAGGAACCGAAACUAGAGUGAAUGCCCAGGCUGAAGGGUACGAGUAUAUGGUUCAGUAUCUCGAGUGUCUGAAGCAGGUGGGACGUAAGGAGCAUAUAGUGGGCUGGUACCAUUCACAUCCGGGAUAUGGAUGCUGGUUGAGUGGCAUAGAUGUAGCUACACAGAGUCUUAAUCAGAACUUUCAAGAUCCAUAUUUGGCAGUGGUGGUGGAUCCGUUUAAGACUGUUAAGCAGGGAAAGGUGGAGAUUGGUGCGUUCCGAACGUUUCCGGAAAACUACAAACAUGAAGGAGAAGGGAAAGAAUUGGGUGUUCAUUCGGAUCGGUAUUAUCCACUUGAAGUGGAAAUUUCAAGGUCCCAAGUUGAUACAAAAAUCAUCGACAAUAUCAUCAACGAAUCAUGGCAGUCGUUUCUCUCACAGACAAACAGCCAAAUUGCCAUAGAACUGGAAAAACUCCAUAAACGUAUCGAUGUGAUAGUGGACCAGUUUCGUAAACUGGAAGUCCAGCAUCCACGAGCGUUUGAAAUUUCACGAAGAUUCGAUACCCAAUUUGAAGAAAUGAUCAAUGAAAAAUUGCAAGAAUCCCGCUCUCGUCAAAAGGAAGACUCGGACGAAAGUAGCAGUGAUAUGGAAGAAGAUAGCGAGGCUGAUUCUUCUAGUCGUCGCAGCUAUAAUUCAGAUGAAACCCCCGACCAAAUAGAUGAACCUCGGCACCGCAAACGGGCCAAUGUCGAAGAAAGGUCCCAGCAGAAGCGUCUUCUUUCCAGAUUACAAAGGAAAGCAGGUAUAGACGCCUAUAAGAGUACUGGUAAUGGAAUGGGUGCAUUGGUUCAUAUGGCCAGUGCGGUUGGAAUGAGCCAGGUUCAACAAUUGGCGACGAUCGAGUUGCAGGAAAAAAUCUUCCUGAGUAUAUAG
Meyerozyma guilliermondii ATCC 6260 is the source of this 1182-nucleotide messenger RNA. It is a transcript of the gene JAB1, whose product is annotated as COP9 signalosome catalytic subunit. Gene Ontology annotation, biological process: protein deneddylation. Lineage: Eukaryota; Fungi; Ascomycota; Pichiomycetes; Serinales; Debaryomycetaceae. The transcript has a single exon. Bases 1 to 1182 code for a protein of 393 amino acids. Gene Ontology annotation, molecular function: deNEDDylase activity; metallopeptidase activity; protein binding. Gene Ontology annotation, cellular component: COP9 signalosome; cytoplasm. The record is from RefSeq and is a predicted model, not a curated record.